This is a messenger RNA of Octodon degus (degu), 711 nucleotides long. RefSeq names its product regenerating islet-derived protein 3-gamma-like. The record is from RefSeq and is a predicted model, not a curated record. Gene Ontology annotation, biological process: antimicrobial humoral immune response mediated by antimicrobial peptide; venom-mediated disruption of cell wall in another organism; response to peptide hormone. The coding region runs from base 2 to 529 and encodes 175 amino acids. Lineage: Eukaryota; Metazoa; Chordata; Mammalia; Rodentia; Octodontidae. The transcript is spliced from 5 exons. Gene Ontology annotation, molecular function: peptidoglycan binding; oligosaccharide binding; signaling receptor activity.
GAUGCUGCCCUCCACGGCUCUCAGAGGCACGGCUUGGGUGCUGCUCUCCUGCCUGAUGGUCCUAUCUCAGGUGCAAGGUGAAGAUUCCAAGGGUAAAAACGCUGCUCCACGCAUCAGCUGUCCCAAAGGCUCCAAUGCCUAUGGGUCUCACUGCUAUGCUGUGUUUAGGACAGCCAAGUCUUGGUUUGAGGCAGAUCUUGCCUGCCAGAAGCGGCCCCAGGGACACCUGGCUUCUGUGCUCAGUGGAGCGGAGGGAUCCUUUUUGUCUUCUCUGAUCAAGAGCAAUGGAAUCAGCAGCACAUAUGUCUGGAUUGGGCUCCACGACCCAACACUGGGUCUAGAACCCAAUGCUGGUGGCUGGACAUGGAGCAGCACCGACGUGCUUGACUACUUCAACUGGGAACGGAAUCCUUCCAUUUCCUCCGACCGUGGUUACUGUGGGACCGUGACACGAAACUCAGGAUUUCUGAGGUGGAGAGAUUAUAACUGUGAUGCGCAGUUGCCUUAUGUCUGCAAGUUCGAUGGCUAAAGUAGACAGUCAAAAGCCUCCAUGGUAUGCACCUCAUCAUGAACAGAAGCCCAAGAAUGAAGACCUACCUGGGAAAGGAACAUUCUCCUCAUACCCCAAAAUCUGAACCCUCCUGCUGAACUUACUGCUUCUGCUUUGCUCUCUGCCCAGCCACUCUUGUGUGUAUGUUACAACCUGAGGCU